Messenger RNA from Porites lobata, 7524 nucleotides. The record is from the annotation of a GenBank genome assembly. Lineage: Eukaryota; Metazoa; Cnidaria; Anthozoa; Scleractinia; Poritidae.
AUGGCUGGCAGAGGUCCGACUGUAGAUAGAAAUUUCCUUUGGAGCAUCUUUGCCAAGUAAGUAGAGUCUGUAGAUAUGAUUGCCCGAAAAAUUAUUUGCAAGUGCGCAAAGAAAUACGUGUAUUAAAUCCGUGUAGUAAUACACGGAUAUGAGCCUACCGUUCAUCAGUCAUUUGGAAAGUGAAUUUCAGCAGAAUCUGUUUAAGAAGUCUAUUUCUGGAGCAUUCAGCCAGAGAAAUGUCAGAACACUGAGAACAGUAAAUCUGAUUGCUUGAAAACUUCCUUGUUUUUUAAAUAAACUUAAGCUUAUUAGCCUUAGGUCAUCAUCUAUAAAGCAGAAAUAAGGUUAUAUAUGGGAUGAUAAUAAUAAUAAUUUAAUUCUUAUUGCUUUAUAGAUGAUGACCUAAAACUAAUAAGCUUAAGUUUAUUUAAAAAACAAGGACUUUUUCAAGCAAUUAUCAGAUUUACUGUUCUCACUGUGGGACAGUAAUGCAUCAGUCAAUUCCAGCUUUUUCAAGGAAAUGAAUAAAAAAGACUCUCCUGAGGCCCUGCCAGGGUAAAGUCUGACAAGCGACAUGACCCAAAAAGUAGCGACAACACGUAGAAUGAAAUCGCGACAGUAAUGGCAAAGCCGACAAUAAGCGACACGCAUUUAUAAACACGGAAGCAAGGCGUUUUAAAAUUCAGACGGGCGAAACCCCCCCUGGCAGGGCCUCUCUCCUGGGUGGUGUUUGUUCAUUGUUUCAAUGGGUGGUGUUUGUUGUAAUUGUUACGAGCAGUCCCUUUUCUCCAGUCCUGCCGAGCUUAGACUUGACUGCAAUUCGCUCUCUCCAGUCCUGCCGAGCUUAGACUUGACUGACCGAAGAGGGACUGCUCGCAGUCUAAAGUCAAGGCUGGUCAUUGCAAUCUGGCAGGGUCCUGGACUAGUUGCAACAAAAAUGCCAUUUUUUCGAUAUUCGAAUCCGCUGCAAUUUUUAUCAUCUCCAGACCAUGGAAGGAACCUCCCCUUCCUCUCUGCGAGAUCAGCUCGUAAAAUGUUUCAUCAUUAAUUUUUGCCCUUCAAAUUGAGCCAGUUGUGCCCAUCUGGCUUUCCUCCUGUGCCAGCUUUCAAAUGCCUUUGUGCCCACCAACUAAUUUGUAUUUGAAAUAAUUGAAAACCUCACCAGGGUGACAAUUGACACUUGCAUGAUGGGUGCAAGGGUGCGGCGGUGGGGUUGGCAGCACUUACGGUAACGGUUCAUUUCUGCCCUUGAGCCCAUCCUGUAAGUGUCAAUUGUCGUCGUGGCCUGUAAUGCAACUCCGAGCAUCCAGAAAAAGGCCCCGCCUCACCUAUGGCAUGUAAAUUACUUUACACCUUUUGCUUGUAGCAUGAGUUGGGGUGCCUGUGAUGCAACAGUCUUCCAGGGUAUGCACAACAAAUUAACUUGUAAAUUGGUGGUUGGAUAUCCUGUGGCCUGGAACCAAACUGGUGGGGCUGUAUAGUAGGUUAAGAGUUGAGGAGAUUUUCACGGUGGGAUGAUUAACUGUGCACAACUUUUGAAGUUGCAUACUUAUUACCAAAUUUGCCAGCAUUGCAAACUUGCAUUAUGGUUUUUUGCAGAAUCGACAAAGACAGGAAUGGGCGUAUAACUGCUGAUGAACUGCAACAGGCAUUAUCAAAUGGUAGAACGAAUGUCAGCAUUUCAGAUAAGCAUUAGUUCUAGGAAAUUGGAGAGGACACCCAGGGACCCUCUUGGAACUGGGAUCAAUGAAAUUACUGUAAAAUUCCAAAAUGAAGCCCCAGGGCUUAUAUUUUUCAGAGGCCUUUUUUGAGGUGCUUAUGUUUGGAGGGGCUUAUAUUCGAAGGGAAAUUUGCGUUUCAAAAUCGAAUGGGCUAGCCUUUUAUUUGGAAGUAAAUUUACCACUUUUGCUUUGUUUCACUUUGUAUUUGAGGGCAAUUUUCCAUGUACAAGCCCCUGGGGGCUUAUAUUUGGAGGGGCGAUUUAACGGAGGGUUUUUUGCAUUACCGGUUUGGAGGGCUUAUAUUUGGAGGGGCUUAUACACAUGGAGGGGCUUAUUUUCAGAAUUUUACAGUAUUUUAAAUUCUUAACCAACUCAGAGACAUGUCCCCUUCAUAGAGAGGGACAGAAAGUGAUUACAAAUGGCAGGGACCAAUGAUUAACUGACUAGAUGUUCUUUUAAUGAUAAGAUACCUCUCAGAUAGCCUGAGAAAACAGCCGACAUUUUUUGACGCAACCAAUGGUUUUCCCAUGAAAUGACGGCAGAAAUUCCAUACUGAUGAUGCGUCACUACCCAGAUCUAGGCAGUGCUUCUAAAUGAAUGAGGCAAAUUUUCAACCAAUCAGAAGCAUUACCCAGAUCUGAGUCGUGACACAUCAUCAUUAUGGAAUUUCUGUGGUUGUUUCUCAGAAAUCAUUUCGUGGGGAAACCAGUGCUGGCUUCACAAAAUGAGAGCUGUUUUCUUAGACCGAGAGUGGACUUUCUUAGGGGAGCAAACAAAGACAACUUGUAAAGCUGAGAUGUUUUCUUGAACAACACAGUUCCCAGCCCUGCUCUUAGGGUCUCACCACCCGUGCAUGUCACUAUUCUAAGGAUUUCCUCUUUAGAGAGCUUGGAUCUAUAGAUAUCAUUCUAUUAAUUGCCAACGAGCAGCCUCACAAAGACGCAAUGCUGCGAGGCGGCAGCCUAAUAGAGCCGUGCAUGAUUGUCCCAGGGGCACAAAAAAUCUUUGUAUCGAUGUAACAUAGAGUAAUGUAAGGCAACCAUGACGUAAUGCAAAACAGAGAAUGCUUUGUUUUUGAGCAAGCACGUGAUGCAGAUCAGAGAAUCCACGAGCUGUGUGUGUUUGUGAGUGCCGUGUUCAUCCCGUCUUCAACCAAUCAUCGGGUGGAUCAUUUCCAUCCUACACAAUCUCUGUCACAUUUUUUUUGCCCACUGGAAUUUUUCAUUGCAUGCCGCUUGGAAAAAUAACCCAGCGAAUUUUUUUGUGUCCUUGAAUCAAAAUAAUUUGGAAGGCUUCAUUGGCACACCAUAAAAUUUUUUUAGCUUUAAAUAGAAACCAAAUAUAAGUCUGAACGUUGAAUGUUCGCGGACUUUAAUAUGAUUUUUCGAGGAUUUUAAGGUUGCUUAUGAAGACCACUAAAUUUACGCAAAAUGACUUGUGUGCAACUGUGGACAAAAACACAAGCUUCAAUAUCUUGAAAACUUUGCUGUGUUAAGUCGGAAUUUCAAAUUCUUUAUGCAGUAGAACAGUUUAGUUUACUAUUUUCAAAAGACAAAUUAAAGCAAGGAGCACACAUACACCAAACCCAUCAUCUGCCUUCCCCGCGCAUGUCAUGGGAGAACUGCCGUGCGGUUCCCUGCCAACAGCUGCCACAUGUGUUGUGUGGAGCUGGCACUGAAAGGACUCACCUCGGCAGGAAAGGAUCUUUUAUACACGGGUUUUCCCCGGUCACUGACCGACGGCUAUGCCAUGCUGAUGAGCCCCAAACAGCUGGCGAAACAGGCGUCCAUGGCUGCCACUUCCCGCGUGAUAUGGCUGUGCCUAUGCAUGAGGUAAUGGCCAGGCCGUGGGUUGGUGUAUGUGUGCCCCUGGCUUUAAUUUACUGGUAACUCGUGAUCCACCUUCCUCACACAUGUCAUGGUAGAACUGCUGUGCGGUUCCCAGCCAACAGCUCCCACGUGUUGUGUGGAGCUGGCGCGUGAUAAACUGCUUUGCACUCACUUCGGCAGAAAGCUAAGGGGUUUUUGAGAUGCGGGUUUACCCUGUUCAUUACCCCAAUGACUUUGCCACGUUUGUGUGCCCCACUAUGGGCAAAACAGUUGUCUGUGGUUGCCACUGCCCACGUGGUAUGGGUGUGCGCAUGCAUGAGGUACUGGCCUGUCCGUGGGUUGGUGCAUAUGUGUCCCUUGCUUUAAGUUUGUACUAUUUUCAAUGUAAUCAAAUUAAGUUCACUCUAUUUUUCAUCAGUUACUGUAUUUCAUGACAUUUUUAAACAAAUUCAACAGUGCACGCAUAUAGGUAAAAUCUUUGCUCGUUGGCACUUAGCAAUAGCUGUAACUAGUUUAGUCACUAAUCACCUUUUGGCUGGGGCAUCAUUUUUUAUUUUGAUAGUCCAACAGUGGUAGCACCUGUAACGGGGAGAAUUAGCCACUAAACCGGUCUGAGAAAUUUCAUAUGCCAAUAAGUAGUGCUAGCUGCAGCCCAUAGAUUUCUAGGUGAUAGAAGUAAUUGUUGAUAUUAAUUUUGUCUUGACAGGAUCAUGGACACCUUUUAAUCCAGAAACUGUGCGUCUCAUGAUUGGUAUGUUUUUUGGAACAUUUUUGUGCAACAAUCUCUAAUUUAGAUAGGUUUUCAUUGAUCUUUGUCGCAUCAAAAACUAAGAUAAACAAUUUUCUCUUUUCCAGGCAUGUUUGAUCGUGAUAACUCAGGCACAAUUGAGUUUAAUGAAUUCUAUGCCUUGUGGCAGUAUGUGACUGACUGGCAGAAAACAUUCAGGAGUUAUGAUACAGACAAUUCUGGAACAAUUGAUAGACAUGAACUGAAAACAGGUAUUGAUAUAAAAUUGAAAUUUUGUUAAUCAUUUGAUAGCUCUUUAAACAUGAACCCUGCAGAAUUAAUAAUUUAAAUUUUUAUCUUGAAAUUUAAAAGUGGCCAUAUACCUCAACUUUCUAGAAGCCAGCUGUUUAGUUAGUUUAAACCAAAUAAUAUUUUGUCAUGUACUUCCAGAAAUAAUGUUCAUACCCCCCACACAAGGGAUAAGAAAUUCCAAGGGGAGGGGGUCUCAGCCUCGGCGGGUGGCGGGGCGGGGAAGUUGAAGUAUCAUUGAGAAAGGGUACUGGAAAAUCUAUCAUUUAAAGGGGCCUUUGUCUUGAUUAUAGUAACCCUUAUUAGCUCUAUUUUGUUCUGACAGUGUAUUACCUGGUAAUAUAUUUAAUCCUCAGUUGUAAUUUCUCAUAUAUUUUUCUUUUUCUAAAACAUUUGUAGCCCUUACAAACUUUGGUAAGUUAUCCAGUGUUUUUUUCUUUUUUAAAAAAAAUGCAUUGUAAAUAUUUUUCUUGAAGUCUCUUGAAUUAUAGUAAGCAUUUGACUCAUGUUAAGAAAUUAGCAGAAACCCAGCCGGCUUAGAAAACAUGUUAAUUCCAUGCAUUAAUGUAAGCCAGUUAAGAAUACUAGUAAAGCAUCACCUGGAACUGGAACUGGAACUGGAAAGGCUUGACAAGAACUAUCCAAAUUAUUCAAAAUAAAUUUUGAUCUGUCUUGUUCCAAAUUUUGUCCCUCUGGCAUGGCUUUUAGAAUGUGCAAAUUCAUUUAUACUACUGACAAUAACAUAGUUGGUUUGUUUAUGUCCCCCAAAUUUGUCUUCUUCUUUCUUGGCAAAGCCAACUUACAUGAAGGACAACAACAUAAAUGCCAAAACACACACUGGAGUGAAAACUAUGCUGACAGGGCAGACAAUAAUAAGAGUUAAAGUUCUUAUCUGAUAAGAAAAAAACCGUUUUUGACUUGCAGGUUACAGGCUAUCGGACAAAAUGUACACAAUGCUUAUUACGAAGUUUGAUAAAAGUGGUAUGGGUGCUAUCUUGUUUGAUGACUUUAUACAGUGCUGUGUUGUGCUACAGGUACGAAAACAUGCUGUCAGCAGAGCUUCUUAUAAUAAUCUUAUACUUCUGGUGUCAGUAAUGCCUAUUAAUUUUAUACAAUGUACAUGAUGGCAUCUGACCUGUUGUUAAAACGAUAUCAUUAUGAUAUAAUCAUUAGAGGGUAAAGUGGCUAUAUAACAGAAAAGUGGACUUGUUGUCAUCUGGAGUCCUUGCUGGAGUCCUUGAAUUUAAGUCUCCCUCUGACCACCAUAUCCUAGCUGGAUUUGUUUCUCUGUGCGCCCAUGUUCAACUUUUUGUCCUUGCUUGUAAUAGGCAAUAUUGAUUGGGAUACUAGCUUAACUUCGUUGUGUCAAAGUAUUUGUAGAAUUUAUUUGUUUCAGAUAUUUGCUCCGCGCCACUAGCCUUUUAGUCUGCUAGAAAGCCGUUUUUUGUGUUGUCACGCAACGCUCCUCCCCACUAACUAGUGGGGAGGAGCAUUGCAUGACGACACUAAAAACAGCUGUGUAGCAGACUACUAGCCUUUCUGCUAUUAAACUGCCAAGGGUAAAUUAAUAGUAAAGAUUAAUUUAUUUUGUAUUAUUGACUUAGUUUGUGUUUUGUUUGGUGUGGUGUCUUAACCUGUGGUAGCGUUCAGUUCUAAAGAUUUUGACAAAUUUGUACUUUUGAAACCACCAUGUUCAUUAUAGAUUCUGACGAAUUCCUUCAGAAGCCGUGAUUUUAAUAUGAAUGGCUGGAUAACGAUAGGCUAUGAAGAUUUUCUCUCUAUGGUGUUCAUGCUGAACCUUGGAACGUGACAUUUAUUUGAUUACAAGAUACAACAAAUAAUGACACAAUUUGUAACAGUCGGAACGAUUCACAGCGACAAUUUUCAGCGCAACACAGCAUUGAAAUGUUGGAACACUGUUGUAAUUAUUCACAACAAUGUCGCGACAAUAUUGCAACACUGUGUUGUGCUAAAAAUCGUCAUUGCGAAUCAUCUCAUGUAAUAUCACCGUAAGAUGGAACUGUGUAGAAUUUGGAUCAAUUUAUGAGUAGUUAGAAAUUAAGAGCAGUGAUUUUUUGACCUUUUAAAUGCAAGAAGAAAGGUCAAAUGGGAAAGAGAUUAGUAGAAGUGUUAGGUAAUAUUAAUAUUGUAGGAGAAGGCUAUAAGAGAAAGUUCAUGCAAGUAGAAAUGUUAUUAUUAUUAUAAAUUAUUGAAUAGAUGUAAUGUUCUUAAACUUAGUAUCGUGCUCUGUAUUAUAAUAGUUUUAAACAAGAGUUGCAAGGAAGUGUUUUUAAAAGAAAUCUUAAUAGGGCAAGAACAGGAAGUCUACUGAAAUCAUUCGAAAGCUCUCUGUUCAGCGUCAACAAAACUUGGAUCAGAUCAAAUCGUGUAACCUUAACAUUGUCAUUCGGUCACUUACAGGGUAACAAUUUGAUGUAGGUCUCUUAGUUCAUCAAACCAUAGUUAACAGAUUGGAAUGGUUAUGAAACCUCUCAGACUCCUUUGUUGUAUGUUUUUGUGAACCUGAUGGUGCGCAACGUUCAAGAGCAUUCCUAGCAUUUUGAUUGUAUUGACCAAUAAAAACGUUGCGGUAAUUUAUUCCGUCACAAUUUGCCAAACAGAACACAAAGGAUUGUGCACCUUCAGGGAGCUUCCAACAUAAACUGUAGCACUAUUGUUUUUAUAUUUGAUGUUUGUUGUCUUUCAUAACCAGUUUCCUCUAAUAACUAUGAUCAAGCUAAAGUGCUUAGAAAUUAUCAUGCACCAGUUUCAACAAAAUGUGAAGUAGGCAGCUAGUUUGAGUAGAGUAACCUACUGGAUGUGUUAAGGUUAAUAAAUAUUGUUAUUCUAUACUUCAAUAGAUACGGAAAAAAGUAGACAACUUCUCAAAGCAAUGCAGCUGUUGCUUUUUAUUAGCUGCCCAGUGCUUACUGAAAGC